GCCCCCGCCCCGCCCCACCCGGCCAGACACGCCCCCGAUACGUCCUAGACACGCCCCAGACACGCCCAGAACACGCCCCCGUCCCGGCGCUCCGCGGGGUCAGGACGUGCUCGCGCCCGCGGACGCGGGGAACUUGCAGCCGCGCGCUCGCGCUCCCGCCUUAGGCCUGUGUCAGCCCGUCAUUCCGGCUCCCGCGAUGUCGGGUCGCAGGCCUGCCUCCGGCGGCGCCGCUCCCUGCCGCCCAGCUCCUGCACGGCAAGCGGUUUUGAGCAGGUUCUUCCAGUCCGCGGGAAUCCUGACUUCUGCCUCUGCCUCAGCGGGUGCAGCUGCGAAGGCUGACCCGGCUUCUGACUCAACAGCUCCCCCAGCGUCGGCUCUCCAGCCUCAGAUGCCGCCACACGUGGUUGCAAAAAUUGAAAAAAGUAAAAAGAGACCACUGGAGAAUGAUGGCCCUGUUAAAAAGAAAGUGAAAGUUCAAGAAAAGGAAGAAAGAAAUAAUUCAGUGAUGGCUGGGAACCUCGAACCAAAGAAAGGCCCAAGGACCAGGGUUGUUUUAAAGUCUCUGGAAAAGUUGAAAGAGUUCUGCUGUGAUUCUGCACCUCCUCCAAGUAGAGUUGAGACAGAUCCUCUUAAGGAGAAAUUUGCAGUUCUUUCAAAAUGUACUGAUUUUGAUGAUAUCACUCUUCUACAUGCAAAGAAUGCAGCUUCUUCUGAAGAUUCCAAAUCUCCUACUAAUCAAAAGGACAAAACACUUUUGGAUCUCAGUCAGUUUGAAUCAGCACAUGGCAGUCAUGAAAACUUACAGAAAACUUGUGAUCCUAAACCAUCAAACAAACGGACGAAAAGCAUCUAUACACCAUUAGAAUUGCAGUACAUGGAAAUGAAGCAGCAGCAGAAAGAUGCAAUUUUGUGUGUGGAAUGCGGAUAUAAGUAUAGAUUCUUUGGAGAAGAUGCAGAGAUUGCAGCCCGGGAACUCAAUAUUUAUUGCCAUUUAGAUCACAACUUUAUGACAGCCAGCAUACCUACCUACAGAUUAUUUGUUCAUGUACGCCGCCUGGUGGCAAAGGGAUAUAAGGUGGGAGUUGUGAAACAGAUGGAAACAGCAGCAUUGAAGGCCAUGGGGGAUAAUAAAAGUUCCCUUUUUACUCGGAAAUUGACUGCUCUUUAUACAAAAUCUACACUAAUUGGAGAAGAUGUGAAUCCUUUAAUCAAGCUGGAUGAUACUGUGAAUGUUGAUGAGAUAAUGACAGAUACUUCUACAGGCUUUCUUCUGUGUAUCUGUGAGAAUAAGGAAAAUAUUAAGGACCAAAAAAAGGGGAAUGUUCUUAUUGGAAUUGUGGGAGUGCAGCCUGCCACAGGUGAGGUUGUGUUUGACAGUUUCCUGGAUUCGGCUUCCCGCUCAGAGCUGGAAACUCGGAUAGUGUGCCUGCAGCCCGUGGAGCUGCUGCUUCCUGCCUGCCUGUCGGAGCAAACAGAAGCGCUCGUCCGCAGAACCACAGCUGUCAGUGUGCGGGAUGACAGAAUUCGAGUAGAAAGGAUGAAUAACAUGUAUUUUGAAUACAGCCAUGCGUUCCAGGCAGUUACAGAAUUUUAUGCAAAAGAAGCAGUUGACCUUAAAGGUUCUCAGAGUUUUUCUGACAUUGUUAACUUGGAGAAACCUGUGAUUUGCUCUUUGGCUGCCAUAAUAAGAUAUCUCAAAGAAUUUAACUUGGAAAAGAUACUCUCUAAACCCAAGAAUUUUAAACAGCUGUCAGGUGAAAUGGAGUUUCUGACCAUUAAUGGAUCAACGUUAAGAAAUCUGGAAAUUCUGCAAAACCAGACUGAUAUGAAAACCAGAGGAAGCUUAUUUUGGGUUUUAGACCACACCAAAACGUCAUUUGGGAGACGGAAGUUAAAGAAGUGGGUGACCCAGCCACUCCGUAGACUAAGGGAAAUAAAUGUUCGUCUUGAUGCUGUAUCUGAAGUUCUCCAUUCAGAAUCUAGUGUGUUUGGUCAGAUAGAAAAUCACCUACGGAAACUGCCUGACAUAGAGAGAGGACUCAGUAGCAUCUACCACAAAAAAUGUUCUACCCAAGAGUUCUUCUUGAUUGUCAAAUCCCUUCAUUACCUGAAAUCAGAAUUUCAAGCAUUAAUACCUGCUGUUAAUUCCCAUGUGCAGUCAGACUUGCUCAAGAUGUGUCUUUUAGAAAUUCCUGAAAUUCUCAGUCCAGUAGAACAUUACUUAAAGAUACUGAAUGAACAAGCUGCCAAAACUGGCAAUAAAACUGAAUUAUUCAAAGACCUUUCUGAUUUUCCUUUAAUAAAAAAGAGGAAGGAUGAAAUUAAAGAUGUUACUGACAAGAUCCAAUUGCAUUUGCAAGAAAUUCGGAAAAUACUUAAAAAGCCGUGUGCGCAAUAUGUAACAGUAUCAGGACAGGAGUUUAUGAUUGAAAUAAAGAAUUCAGCUUUGUCUUGCAUACCAUCUGAUUGGGUUAAAGUUGGAAGCACAAAAGCUGUGAGUCGUUUUCACUCUCCUUUUAUUGUAGAAAAUUACAGACAUCUGAAUCAGCUCCGGGAGCAGCUCGUCCUUGACUGCAAUGCUGAAUGGCUUGAUUUUCUAGAGAAUUUUGGUGAACAUUAUCUCUCCUUGUGUAAAGCAGUGCAUCACCUAGCAACUGUCGACUGUAUCUUCUCCCUGGCCAAGGUCGCUAAGCUGGGAAAUUAUUGCCGACCAGUGGUACAAGAAGAACAGAAGAUAGUCAUAAAGAAUGGCCGGCACCCUGUGAUCGAUGUCCUGCUGGGAGAACAGGAACAAUAUGUUCCCAAUAAUACAGAUUUAUCAGGGAACUCAGAGAGAGUAAUGAUAAUCACUGGACCAAACAUGGGUGGAAAGAGCUCCUACAUAAAACAAGUGGCCCUGAUUACUAUCAUGGCUCAAAUUGGCUCUUAUGUUCCUGCAGAAGAAGCAACAAUUGGAAUUGUGGAUGGCAUUUUCACAAGAAUGGGAGCUGCUGAUAAUAUAUAUAAAGGACGGAGUACAUUUAUGGAAGAACUGACUGAUACAGCAGAAAUAAUAAGAAAAGCAACGUCACAGUCCUUGGUAAUCUUGGAUGAACUGGGCAGAGGAACAAGCACGCAUGAUGGAAUUGCCAUUGCUUAUGCUACACUUGAGUAUUUUAUUAGAGAUGUGAAAUCCUUAACCCUGUUUGUCACCCACUAUCCUCCAGUUUGUGAAUUAGAAAACAGUUACUCAGAACAAGUGGGCAAUUAUCACAUGGGAUUCUUGGUCAAUGAGGAUGAAAGCAAACACAAUCCAGAUGAAGAAGAAGUCCCAGAUUUUGUCACUUUCCUCUAUCAAAUAACCAGAGGAGUUGCAGCAAGGAGUUAUGGACUGAAUGUGGCUAAACUAGCAGAUGUUCCUGGAGAAAUUUUAAAGAAAGCAGCUAGCAAGUCAAAGGAGCUGGAAGAAUUAGUAAAUACGAAAAGGAGCAAGCUUAAGUGUUUUACAGAGCUGUGGGUGACGAAUGACCUAAAAGACCUGCAAAAGUGGACUGAAGAAGUUCCAGUGGAAGGAAUUACAGACUUGUCUUCCUGAUUGGAACAAAGACUGUGUUUUUGAACAGAAACUGAAGAAUUAAAAUUCUCUGCAAAACAACUCUCCCGUCACAGCCCAUCUUUGUGUGAUAGGAGCAUAAAAUUACAGCUGUGGUAUAUGCCUUUGGGAACCAAAAGACCUUUUUGGAGGAAAGUCUGUCUCAGGUCUCUCAUCCUGACUUUUCAGCAUAUGAGCAUUUUUUAUAAUAAGGCAUAAUAAUAUCAUUAUUACAAUUGUUAAAAAAUGUCAUUAUCUCCAUAGAAAAUCCAAACCUUCUACGUGUCAGGGAUGUAGGUCUGGUAGAGCCUGUACUUGGGUGUAUAGAGUUCCUCCUUGGAACUAAAUAGAUAAAGAAACGAGGUUCAAUAUUUUUAAGUCUGAAGUGGUAGAAUAUAAUUCAUGAACUUUUAAAAGAGUGGUAUAAAAUUUUAACUCAUACUUUGGUGUUAUUUCAGAUACUUUUCAACUGACUGAAAGACCUAGCAGAAAUAGACUUUUGUUUGAACUCAAAUGAUUUGAUAAUAUUGUCAGUUAAUUCAUCAGGAGCAUAGAUUUUUUUUAUAAGAAACAGAGAUUAUCAGGGUUUUAGAAAAUAGCCCACAAAAAAGGAGUAAAAUUUCAUGUGAAAAUUCGGAAAGCUAAAUGUUGACACAGUCUUAAACAUGUUAAAAAUUGUUGGAUGAAAUUAUGUGUCAUUCAAGUAAUAAAUAUUCUAUGCAUGGCUGUUUUUAAUAAUUUUUUUCUGUUGAAAUUGAGGGUGUUACUGACAGUUGUCACUGUUCAGUUUGAUUAGAACCAAGACUGUGGCCCCUUCCACACACAAGGAACUGAGGUUCUCACUUUGGAUCCAUUAACAGACAAGGUUCCCUUUCCCCCACCCUCUCGCCAGUGCUCGAUGUCUCUUCUUUUUUCACAAUAGCCCUUCUCAAAAGUGUGAAGAGGAUACCUCACUUGGGUUUGAUUUGCAUUUUCCUGACAGUUACAAUUUUAUAGCAUUUCAUAACAAUGAAAAUUUACCCAUUAGCAUUUACUCUCCAUUCCUAUCCCACAACCCUAGCUGUUAACAGCCGAGAUCAGUAAUCUGCUUCUGGCUCUAUAAAAUAGCCUGUUUGGGACAUUUUAUAUGAAUAAAAUUAUAUAGUGUGCAAUCUGUUAUAUUUAGGAGCCAGAGAGAUACUACAGCAGGUAAGGCACUUGCCUCGUACACGGCUGAAAGGUGUUGGAUCUCUGAUACUUCGUAUGGUCUCCGGAGUCCCGCCAGGUGUGAUUCCUGAAUGUAGAGCCAGGACCUUAAGCCCUGAGCACCGACUGGUGUGACAAAAUAAAGAAAAAUUAAUAAUAAACAUCUAUUAUAUCUAAAAGCUUUUUUUUUUUAAACUUUGCUUUUUGGGUCUGGAGCUAUAGCACAGCAGUAGGGCGUUUGUCUUGCAUGCAGCCAACCUGGGUUUGAUUCCUCCGUCCCUCUUGGAGAGCCCAGCAAGCUACCAAGAGUAUGCCACUCUCACUGCAGAGCCUGGCAAGCUACCUGUUGUGUAUUCGAUAUGCCAAAAACAUUAAUAAGUCUCAUAAUGGAGACGUCAUGUUACUGGCACCCACUCGAGCAAAUUGAUGAACAACGGGACGGCAGUGCUACAGUGCUACAGUGCUUUUUGGGUCACACCUGGCAAUGCACAGGGGUUACUCCUGGCUCUGCACUCAGGAAUUACUCCUGGUGUUACUCAGGGUACCAUAUGAGAUGCUGGGAAUCGAACCCUGUGCAAGGCAAACGUCCUACCCGCUGUUCUAUCGCUCCAGUCCCCAAGCUUUUUUCAUAUAGCAUACUGUCUCCAACAUUCAUCCCUCUGACAUGUAAUUUUAUUCUUUAAGCAUUUUAUUCUUGUUGGUGAAAAUAUUUUAUGUACAAUAACAUUGGACUUAUUUUUCCAUUCAUCAACUGAUGUAUAUUUGGAUUAUUUCUAUUAAGGGACUUGUAUAAAUAAUUGCCUUAAAAUUUAUGAAUGCUUUUUAAUGUCGAUUUUUUUUAAGUAUUUUUUUAAGUUCCCCCAAAUCACUCUAAUGUGCAUCAGGCUGUAAACCUGAGUCUCAAUUAUUGCUAAAUAUGUAGACAGCGUCUUUUGUUGGGUUAUGACUGUUCUGCUUUAUUUGUCAGAACAAAGCAUUUAUCAGCCUUCCCAGUAAAUAUUUAUUGAAUAAAAAAUUUUAAGAAAGAACAUGUUCAGUCUGGAAUUGAACCCAGGACCUCAUGCAAGCAGGGCAAAUACUCUACCACUGACCUAUAUCCGUGACCGCUUACAAACUCUUUCUGGUUAGCAGUCAAAUGAAAGUAUUCCUGUCAGGGUACAGAGCAAUAAUACAGCAGGUUGUGUGCUUGCCUUGCAUGGGGCCGACCCCUGUUCAGUCCUCAGCACCGCAUACAGUUCCCACAUACAUAGAGCCAUGCUAGGAGUGACUUGAACACAGUCAAGGUUAAGUCCUGAGCACCACCACGUUCUCCCACCCUACAAAAUAAAAUAAUUCUGUUUAUAAUAAAGAUUCCAUAGCACAGUGGGUAGGGUAUUUGCCUUGCACGCGGCCGACCUGGGUUUGAUUCUUCUGUCCCUCUCAGAGAGCCUGGCAAACUACCAAGAGCAUCCCGCCUGCACAGCAGAGCCUGGCAAGCUACCCGUGGCAUAUUCAAUAUACCAAAAACGGUAACAAACAAGUCUCACAAUGGAGACGUUACUGAUGCCCGCUCGAGCAAAUUGAUGAACAACGGGACUACAGUGCUAGGACAAUACAUUCUAGUUCCAUACUGAAGCUUACUGUAUGUUAUUGUGGGACAUGGAAACAGCAGAAGGAUUUUUCUGUUUCUAAGUUUGGGCCUGUUAUCACAUGGUAGUAGAAAUACAGCUGGUUAAACUGCUCACAGCAUGAAUUGCAGAGUAAAGACUAGAUUGAAUCCAGUGUAGUGUACAAAUUAAUGUUGGCCUUUCUGAAGUUCCAAGAUCAAUAUUAAUUACUGUUCUGCUCUGUCAUUUUUAAAAAAGUGCUGUUUGAUCUUACACGUAAAGAAUACAUGUGGAGAGAAAAGGAAAGUUGGAUUAAUACUAUCUGUCAUCUCUAAAUUUGGAGUUAAGAUCGAUACCUCUUUGAAACAUUGUAGUUCUAUAUGAUUAUUGUUAGGAUUUUAAUUACCAAAGAUCUAUUACCAUUGAAGGGGACAUUCAUUCUUGUUUGCCUGGGAUAGACCUGGUCUGCACCUGCCUUUCCAAAAAUAUUUAUUAAAUGUUUCUUCUACUCAACAGAGACUUGUAUUUGAUCACUUAUAUGUGUAUCCAAUAAAAAGUGUUGUUUCAUAGGUAACUUCCUGCCUGAUAGAUUUUUGACUGUUUUAAAUAACCAUUUCUUAGGCCAGAGAGAUAGUUCAAUAGGUAGGAUGCUUGCCUUGCAAGCAGCAGGCCCAAAUUCAAUCUCUGGCACCAAAUAUGAUCUUCUGAGCACUGCCAAGAUUGGUCCCUGAGCAUCACCAGGUGUGGCCCAAAACAACAAAAAUGUUUUCCUUACUCAUUGGAUUCACUGAUUUUAAUCUCAAAGUCCUGCCACUUGUUUUUUGCCUUUUCAUAAUUAAUGUUUUUGUGAUGUGUCAUUUCAAAACUACAAUACUCUGUAGAUUGGCAUAUUAGAACUAUACUACCUAAGCUGUUUUUGAAACAAAAAUCCUCCCAAAUAACCUGUUUCAUGGCUUGUUUUGAUAAAAUCACAGUGAACAGUGUGUCCCUACUUGAUUUCAUGAACUGCAUAGCAGGGCCUUCUUCUCCAGAUGUUACUGAGCACAGGAGGAAGAGUCCUUUCCACUAGUCAUUUUACCCUUGCCCAAAUAUUCUGUUCAGAGUCUUCAAAUUUAUGGGUUUUUUUUUUAACAUUUAAAGGUUUUAUUCAUGUAUCAAAGAUAGUGUAUGACCAGCUUUUCCCACCCUCAAACUACCCCCUUCUUUCUCCUAGAUACGCAGAUCACACUAACCAUAGGACGGGUUUUAUGUAGAUUGCAGGAGUGUCUCUCUAGCGCUCUUUCAUCUGAGUCUCUGGGGCUGGGUAUCAGGAAUAUCAGUCACUCUCCAUUUUUGUUCUGUCUCUUCCCCAUUUUCUCUCCUUUCCUUUCUCAUCUCCCUGAAUGUUCAGGGAUCUUGACCAAAAUUGAAUUUGUUAAAACCCAUAUUCUCGGGCUGCAGAGAUAGUACAGAGGUUAAGGUGCUCUCCUUGUAUGUGGCCAUUUCCAAUUUAAUCCCUGGUACUCCAUAUGGUCCCCCACAGCACUGCCAGCAGUGAUCCCUGAGUGCAGAACCAGCAGUACAGCUGUGUGUGGCCAGAAACAUGUUCUUGAAUCAUCAACCAUCUUUGGGAUUCUGUUGUUUUGUUGUUGUUUGUUUGGGAGAAGGAAGGGUCACACCGGUGAUGCUCAGGGGUUACUCUUGGCUCUGUACUCUGGAAUUACUCCCAGCGGUGCUCAGGGAACCAUAUGAGGUGUUGGGGAUCGAACCCAGGUAAACCGUAUACAAUCAAAUGCCCUACCCACUGUACUAUGGCUCUGGCCCCUUUGGGAUUCUGACUGACUCAGUUGUUCUGGUGUGAGGCUCGGGGAACUUUAUUCUUUUUCAAAAUAGGCUGUUCAUAGAGACAGGGACACAUACAAAUGAACAAGAACAACCAGUGCUGGUACGGAUGCGGGCAGAAGGACCCUCGUUCAUUGCUGGUGGGAAUGCUGCCUGGUCCAGCCUUUUUGGAGAACAAUAUGAACGUUCCUCAGAAAACUAGAAAUUGAGCUCCCAUUUGAACCAGCAAUACCACUUCUCGGAAUAAACCCAGGGGGUCUAAAAACACACAGAGAAAAUCACACACAUACUUCUAUCUUCAUUGCAGCACUAUUCACAAUAGCCAGAGUCUAGAAACAACCUGAGUGCCCCAGAAUAGACGAUGGAUAAAGAAACUGUGGUACACCUACAUAGUGGAAUACUACACAGCUAUUAGGAAAAAUUAGGUCAUGAAAUUUGCCUGUAAAUGGAUAGACUUGGAGAGUAUCAUGCUGAGUGAAAUGAGUCAGAAGGAGAGGGACAGAUACAGAAUGACCACAUUCAUUUGUGGGAUGUAAAAAACAAAAACUAUGAAACAUAUCCAAGGCCAGCAAAAGCAGGCCAGGAGGAGUGAUCAGUGGUUGGUCAGUGGUGUGGGAGAUGAAGGGUAAAGACAGAGGAGGGUCCAUUAUGACAAUACAAGUCAGAAAUGAUCACUCUGGACAAGAACUGAGUGUUGAAAGCAGGUAAAGGGGUAUAGAUGAUACCCUUUCAGCAUCUGUA
Molecule: messenger RNA, 8904 nt
Organism: Sorex araneus (European shrew)
Lineage: Eukaryota; Metazoa; Chordata; Mammalia; Eulipotyphla; Soricidae
Gene: MSH3
Product: mutS homolog 3
Exons: 24
Coding region: 197-3574 (1125 amino acids)
Biological process (GO): mismatch repair; mitotic recombination; somatic recombination of immunoglobulin gene segments
Cellular component (GO): nucleus
Molecular function (GO): ATP binding; ATP-dependent DNA damage sensor activity; mismatched DNA binding
Source: RefSeq, a predicted model, not a curated record